GACAAGAAGACAGGAGGACAAGAAGACAGGAGGACAAGACAGGAGGACAAGACAGGAAGACAAGACAGGAAGACAGGAGGACAAGAAGACAGGAGGACAAGACAGGAGGACAAGACAGGAAGACAGGACAGGAAGACAGGACAGGAAGACAGGAGGACAAGACAGGAAGACAGGACAGGAGGACAGGACAGGAAGAAGACAGGACAGGAAGACAGGACAGGAAGACAGGACAGGAAGACAAGAGGACAGGAAGACAGGACUGGACAGGAAGACAGGACAGGAAGACAGGACAGGAAGACAGGACAGGAAGACAGGACAGGAAGACAGGACAGGACAGGAAGACAAGAGGACAGGAAGACAGGACAGGAAGACAGGACAGGAGGACAAGACAGGAAGACAGGACAGGAAGACAGGACAGGAGGAGGACGGGCGGGCGGUGCUGUCUGUCUGCAGGAUGUCGGCUCAGGCCCGUAUGAAGCGUCUGGAGGAGCUGCUCCUGCAGCAGAAGGAGGCCGGAUGUCUCAGCGUGGAGGCGCUGCUGGACCUCCUGCUCUGCUUCUACGAGGAGGUCUCCCACUGCACGCUGAGGAGGGAGAAGCACGUCAGCGACUUCCUGGACUGGGUGAAACCCUUCACCACCACAGUGAAGGACAUGCGGCUGCACAGAGACGACUUUGAGAUGUUGAAGGUGAUUGGACGAGGCGCUUUUGGAGAGGUUGCCGUGGUGAAGAUGAAGCACACAGAGAGAGUUUAUGCCAUGAAGAUCCUCAAUAAGUGGGAAAUGUUGAAGAGAGCUGAGACGGCGUGUUUUAGGGAAGAACGGGACGUUCUGGUUAAAGGAGACAGUCAGUGGAUCACAACGCUGCACUACGCCUUCCAGGACGACAACUAUCUGUACCUGGUGAUGGACUACUACGUGGGCGGAGACCUGCUGACUCUGCUCAGUAAGUUUGAGGACCGUCUUCCAGAGGACAUGUCCAAGUUCUACAUGGCUGAGAUGGUCCUCGCUGUCCACUCCAUCCACCAGCAGCACUACAUCCACAGAGAUAUUAAACCAGACAACGUCUUGUUGGACGUUAACGGUCACAUCCGCCUCGCUGAUUUUGGCUCUUGUCUCCGCAUGAUGGAGGACGGCACGGUGCAGUCCUCCGUGGCGGUGGGCACUCCGGACUACAUCUCCCCAGAGAUCCUGCAGGCGAUGGAGGACGGGAUGGGCCGCUAUGGACCGGAGUGUGACUGGUGGUCUCUGGGAGUCUGCAUGUACGAGAUGCUCUACGGAGAAACGCCGUUCUACGCCGAGUCCCUGGUGGAAACCUACGGCAAGAUCAUGAACCACGAGGAGCGUUUCCAGUUCCCCUCCCAUGUGACCGACGUGUCCGAGGACGCCAAGGACCUGAUCCAGCGCCUGCUCUGCUCCAGGGAACGCCGACUCGGACUGAACGGGAUCUCUGACUUCAAGAGCCACCCGUUCUUCAGCGGGAUCGACUGGGACCACAUCCGGUCCGCCGAGGCCCCCUACAUCCCCGACGUGUCCUCGCCCACCGACACGUCCAACUUCGACGUGGACGACGACGUCCUCAAGAACCCGGACAUCAGCCCCUCCAUGUCUCACACUGGUUUCACUGGGCAGCACCUCCCCUUCGUCGGCUUCACCUACACCACUGACAGCUGCUUCGCCGACCGCAGCUCCAUGAGCAAGGCAGGAUUUGGCCUCCGCCAGGAGGGGGAGGAGGAGGGAGGGGGGGCAGGAGGAGGAGGGGGAGGAGGAGGAGGACAGGAGGUUGAGGCAUUCGAGAGGAGGAUCCGCCGACUGGAGCAGGAGAAACAGGAGUUGAACCGAAAACUGCAGGAGUCCACUCAGGCCCUGCAGGCUCCGUCUCGAGGAGGAACUCUGACCCGAGACAAAGAGAUCAAGAAGCUGAACGAGGAGAUCGAACGGCUGAAGAAGAAGCUGGCAGACUCUGAUAGGCUGGAGCACCAGCUGGAGGAGGCGGUCACACUCAGACAGGACUACGAGAGUUCCGCCUCCAAACUGAAAACCCUGGAGAGGCAGGUGAAGACCCUGAGACAGGAGAAGGACGAAGUCCACAAGCAGCUGGCGGACUCUCUGGACCGUCUGAGGAGUCAGACCAAGGAGCUGAAGGAGGCUCACUCUCAGAGGAAGGUGGCCCUGCAGGAGUCCUCAGACCUCUCGGAGAGGAUGUCCGACCUGCGCUCCUCCAAGCAGCGUCUGACCCGUCAGCUCCGGGACAAGGAGGAGGAGGUGGAGGCCCUCCUGCUGAAGAUGGAGGCCACCAGGCAGGAGAUCCGCAAGACCGAGAAGAACCGCAAGGAGCUGGAGGCUCAGCUGGACGAUGCGAAGGCCGAGGCGCAGAAGGAGAGGAAGCUGAGGGAGCACAGUGAGGUUUACUCCAAACAGCUGGAGACGGAGCUGCAGAACCUGAAGUCUCAGCAGGGUCGGGGAGCAGUGGCCGGGGGGGCGGAGUUUCAGCAGGAGCUGUCCCGUCUGAAGGCGGAUCUCGAUAAGAAGAUUCUGUUCUACGAGGAGGAGCUGCUGAGGAGAGACUCCUCCCACUCCUCCGAGAUCAGAAACCUUCGUAAAGACCUGCACGAGUCCGAGGGGGCUCUGCUCGCCGCCAACAAGGAGCUGCUGCAACUACGAGACAAGCUGGACAAGGCCAAGAGGGACAGACAAGCAGAGAUGGAUGAAGCUGUUUCAGCUCUGAAGGAGAAAUCUGAACGAGAGAAAAACCUUCUGACAGAAGAAAACCGAAAACUUACGGCUGAAACUGACAAGCUGUGCUCCUUCGUGGAUCAGCUGACUGCUCAGAACCGUCAGCUGGAGGAGGACCUGCAGGACCUGUCGUCUAAGAAGGAGAGCGUCGCUCACUGGGAGGCGCAGAUCGCUGAGAUCAUCCAGUGGGUGAGCGAUGAGAAGGAUGCUCGAGGAUACCUUCAGGCUCUGGCCACCAAGAUGACGGAGGAGCUGGAGACACUGCGCAGCUCCAGUCUGGGAACAAGACCUCUGGACCCCCUGUGGAAGGUGCGUCGCAGUCAGAAGCUGGACAUGUCGGCCCGUCUGGAGCUCCAGUCGGCUCUGGAUGCUGAGAUCAGAGCCAAGCAGCUGGUUCAGGAGGAGCUGCGUAAGAUCAAAGCUGCCAACAUCAACCUGGAGAGUAAGCUAAAGGAGUCGGAGGAGAGGAGUCUGGAGAUGGGGGAGGAGGUGGAGAGUCUGAAGAAAGAGAUGGAGGACAGCCGUUACCGCGGUGACAAAGGUCUGAAGCUUCCAGACUUCCAGGACUCCAUCUUUGAAUACUUCAACACGUCUCCUCUGGCUCCUGACCUCACCUUCAGAACUACGGACAUAGACUCCACCCCCCUGAAAUCAGAGACCACGCCCCCCUCGCCUUCCACCACCUCCGAACACGAGGAAGUUAAAGCUGUGUCGGUCCCAGUGAGCCCCUCCCCCUCCUACCAGAGCUCAGCACUCACCACACCAAAGCCCAAAGCUCACCAGCUGAGCAUCAAGACCUUCUCCAGUCCGACUCAGUGCACACACUGCACCUCACUGAUGGUGGGACUCCUGAGACAGGGAUACGCCUGUGAAGUGUGCUCCUUCAUCUGCCACGUUUCCUGUAAAGACAACGCCCCCCUGGUCUGUCCAAUCCCAGCAGAGCACGCCAAGAGGCCGCAGGGCAUCGACGUCCAGAGAGGCAUCGGCACCGCCUACAAAGGCUACGUCAGGAUCCCGAAGCCCAGCGGCGUUAAGAAGGGCUGGCAGCGAGCCUUUGCCUUGGUCUCUGACUGUAAACUGUUCCUCUACGACGUCGCAGAGGGAAAGUCCACCCAGCCGGGGGUGGGUGCCAGUCUGGUGCUGGAUCUCAGAGAGGAGGAGUUUUCCGUCAGCUCUGUGUUGGCGUCAGAUGUGAUCCAUGCCACCAGAAAGGACAUCCCCUGCAUCUUCAGGGUGACGUCGUCACAGUUGAUCUCACAGCUGUCGGUGGUGUCUCUGCUGGUGCUGGCGGAGAGCGAGGUGGAGAAGAGGAAGUGGGUCCGGAUCCUGGAGGGUCUACAGAGCAUCCUGACCAAGAACCUGCUGAAGAACCAGCAGGUCCAUGUCCUGCACGAGGCCUACGAUGCCUCGCUGCCCCUCAUCAAGACCACGCUGUCCGCCGCUGUGCUGGACCGGGAGAGGAUCGCCCUGGGAACCGAAGACGGACUGUUUGUGGUGGAGGUCACCAGAGACGUGAUCGUGCGAGCAGCAGACAGUAAGAAGGUUUAUCAGAUUGAUUUGAUCCCGAAGGAGAAGAUUGUUGCUCUGCUCUGCGGUCGGAACCGUCACGUUCACCUCCACCACUGGGGGGCGCUGGACGGAGCCGAGUCCGCCUUCGACUUCAAGCUUACGGAGACCAAAGGCUGCCAGGCUCUGACUACCGGGGUGCUCAGACCUGGAGGCCCGGCCUGCCUGCUGGCUGCCGUCAAACGUCAGGUUCUGUGCUACGAGAUCACACGAGCGAAGCCGCACUAUAAGAAGCUGUGGGAGGUGCAGGCUCCUGGGACGGUGCAGUGGUUGGGCAUGGUGAGGGAGCGGCUGUGUGUCGGGUAUCCUUCAGGCUUCGCUCUCCUGGCCCUGCAGGGGGAGUCGUCCCCCAUCAGCCUGGUCAGCCCCGCCGACCCGUCGCUGGCCUUCCUGGCCCAGCAGCCGCUGGACGCCCUGCACGCCCUGGAGGUGGGAACCACCGAGCUGCUGCUCUGCUUCAGCCACCUGGGCAUCUACGUGGACGGACAGGGCCGCCGGUCCCGGACCCAGGAGCUGAUGUGGCCCGCCACGCCGCUCGCGUGCAGCUCCAACUCGUCCCACCUGACGGUCUACUGUGAAUACGGACUUGACGUCUUCGACAUUCACACCACAGAGUGGGUCCAGACCAUCUCCCUCCGCAAGAUCAGACCUCUGAAUGUGGAGGGGACAUUAAACCUGCUGAGCUCAGAACCUCCUCGUCUCAUUUUCUUCAACAACACCUCGUCAGAGGGAGACCUCACCAUCCCGGAGACGUCGGACCAGAGCAGGAAGUUGAUGGUUCGAACGCGCAGCAAGAGGAAGUUCCUGUUUAAGGUUCCAGAGGAGGAGCGUCUCCAGCAGAGGAGGGAGAUGCUCAGGGAUCCGGAGCUCAGAUCAAAGAUGAUUUCUAAUCCCACAAACUUUAACCACGUGGCCCACAUGGGACCAGGAGACGGCAUGCAAGUCCUCAUGGACCUCCCUCUGAGUGUGAUGUCUUCCUCUCAAGAUGACCCGGUUAAAGAUAAGCCCCGCCCACUGUCCAGUAUCUCCCGGCAACAAAGGAGCAAGACACACAUCACACGCACAGCCUCAGAUUUUGGGGGAGGAGCUUCAUCUCGCAGCAUCUCUGAACCGGACCAGGACCUGGACCGAGAGCCGGACUCGGACUCCACCAAACACUCGACCCCGUCUAACAGCUCUAACCCCAGCAGCCCCCCCAGUCCCAACUCCCCCCACCGCAGCCAGCUCACCUUGGACGGCCUGGAGAUGGAUCCCUGAGGCCCCGCCCCCUAUGUGUGAGGGAGGAGGGGUUUUAUGAACCAAUCAGGCUGCAGACUGAGUUUAGAUUUUACUUGAUGCUUUUAUUGUGGCGGGGUGAGUCUGAGCUUCCAGCUGCUUUUAUUUUUGUUGGAUUUUACCUGCUGGGAAGCCCCGCCCCCUGGUUUCAACCCUGCUGAUGGCUGUUGUGUUUGACCUUUGACCCUUAGUCUGCUUGGCUCUGUGGGACCAAUCAGCUCCUGUCCUCCUUUAUUAGAUACCUUCCUGAUGAGCUUUAGCCGGUGUUAGCUGCUGAGCUAACUGUGACGGAGGUCUCACUCUGAUGAAAAAACACUGUAUCAAUUCAUUUUUAAACUUUGUUAAAUUGCACAUCAUCAUCAAUGUUGUUGUAGGAGAAAAAUAAUCUUUGAUUUUGUGUCAGUGAUGAUCUUUCCUGUUGCUCUCUCCGACCCCGCCCUCUGACCUCUGACCCCUGACCCCAGAGGUCAGCUGGAGUCGGGUGAGGGGGGGGGCACUACUGCUUUGUUUCACCAGUUAAAGAAUCUUUGUAAUUAUGAAACAUGUUAGCAGCCGAACAGAAACUCAAUAAACGGAUCUGA
Anoplopoma fimbria (sablefish) is the source of this 6156-nucleotide messenger RNA. RefSeq names its product CDC42 binding protein kinase beta (DMPK-like) (gene cdc42bpb). Bases 455 to 5557 code for a protein of 1700 amino acids. Gene Ontology annotation, molecular function: ATP binding; protein serine/threonine kinase activity. The transcript is spliced from 37 exons. The record is from RefSeq and is a predicted model, not a curated record. Gene Ontology annotation, cellular component: cytoplasm; cytoskeleton. NCBI's taxonomy places the organism in Eukaryota, Metazoa, Chordata, Actinopteri, Perciformes, Anoplopomatidae. Gene Ontology annotation, biological process: peptidyl-threonine phosphorylation; actomyosin structure organization.